AUGCGCCCUCUCGUAUAUCUAUCUGGACUACUCCUGUCCUCCCUUGGCGGCCUUGCGCUCCAUGGUGGACCAGAUUGGCCAGCCCAACACUUUGAGACAGGGACAUGGUCCCCUCCUCACCUUAUGCUGGGCAAGACGGGGAAUUACAACCCGGACAGCAUCUUCAUCAAUGUCCGAACGAAUAUCGAGACCGACACAGGUCAAGCCCCGACUAUAUACGACAACGAUGGCGAGAUGAUAUGGCAAGGCGUGCGGAGGAAGACCAUGGAUUUCAAGAUGCAGAAGCUCUUCGGCGAGGACGUCAUUACGUACUGGGAUGGCGAGACCAACAUGCUAGGCUAUGGAUAUGGUCGCGUCCACAUCCUCGACAAUUCGUACAAGGAGAUCCAUGUCAUCACCCUCCCAGACCAAGGAUUCGUGACGAAAGAUGGGAAGAAGCGAGAGACCUAUGUCGACGUCCAUGAGCAUCUUAUUACACCCGAAGGCAAUAUGAUUAUCUCUGCUAUCAACCUCACGCAGGGCGACACUAGCAUGCGGCCAGAGGGCUACCCGGGAGCUUGGAUUAUCGACUGUCUAUUCUAUGAGAUCGAUAUCAAAACCAAUGAGAUCCUGUUCAGCUGGAGCGCAUAUGACCACCGGGAUUUCCUGCCCCUAGGAAAAUCUAAAUUAGACAUGGGGCCAAAUGGUGAACAUGGUAGGUCGCAGAUGAGGCCAUGGGACGCCUACCACAUCAACUCCAUUCAGUACACCAACCACGGCUACCUGGUCUCCGUUCGCUACUUCUUCUCCGCGCUGUACCUAAACCGCGACGGAACUAAGCGCUGGAUGCUUUCGGGUGCCGAUGGCAAUGAAGGUGAUAUCCCCAACGACGCCCACUUCGCCUGGCAGCACGACAUGCGCGUGUAUAAUGAGACCGAUGACAGCAUGGUGAUUACGGUAUUCGACAACGACGUUCCCGUUCGAGACUUGACCGCCACGCACGAAUCAACCGGCGUCGCCAUCCACGUCGACCUAAAAAAGAUGACGGGGAGUAUAUUCCGCCACGUCAAUUCGCACGACCAUGAUCCUGCUGAAGCUAAGACUCAAGGCAGUCUCCAGCUGCUAGACUACAACAACACAGCCCACAUGCUUGCAAGUUAUGGCUCUUUCCCUAAAUUUAGGGAAUUUGACGGUGAUGGGAACAUCGUGAUGACCGGCCAGUUUGGCUACUCCGGCCAUGCGCAGGCGUACCGUACAUUCAAGUACCCCUGGCAUGCAAUUCCGCACUACCCGCCCGUCGCCGUGGCCAAAUAUCUUUCCGAAUACACGAGCGAUAUAUACGUGUACAUGAGCUGGAAUGGUUGCACCGAGUACGACAACUGGAACGUCUACUCCGUGCCCGAUUUCGCGUCUACUAUCGAGCAGGGGACUCUGCUGGAUAACCACCGCCGGACCGGCUUUGAAACGAGUGCCGAUCUACGUGAUCCGAAUGCUAAAUUCCUGAUUGUUGAGGCUUUGCAGGGCGACAAGUCCCUCGGUGUCUCGGAAGUCAUCGUGGUCCCUGGGGGAUUUGAGGGCAAAAAUGGCCAGUCAUCGAGGUCUCUACGGCAUUCAUUGAGGAGGAUGAACUAA
This is a messenger RNA of Penicillium lagena, 1611 nucleotides long. Its product is annotated as arylsulfotransferase family protein. The record is from RefSeq and is a predicted model, not a curated record. Bases 1 to 1611 code for a protein of 536 amino acids. Lineage: Eukaryota; Fungi; Ascomycota; Eurotiomycetes; Eurotiales; Aspergillaceae. The transcript is spliced from 2 exons.